Messenger RNA from Elgaria multicarinata webbii, 2650 nucleotides. Its product is annotated as guanylate-binding protein 1-like. Lineage: Eukaryota; Metazoa; Chordata; Lepidosauria; Squamata; Anguidae. The record is from RefSeq and is a predicted model, not a curated record. Gene Ontology annotation, molecular function: GTP binding; GTPase activity. The coding region runs from base 109 to 1989 and encodes 626 amino acids. The transcript is spliced from 11 exons.
CACAAAAGUAACCGCUAGCAGAUGCUGAAGGGAAGUCGCUGCGGCUCAGAGAACCGCUCGGACCGGUUUCGACUGCAGGCAAGUUCUAGCUUUUCCAGGCUGUGAACAAUGGCCUCCAAAUUCCUCAUGUCGGCUCCCGUGUGCCUGAUUGAGAACAAGGGAAACCAGCUCUAUGUCUGUCAAGAGGCCCUUCGGCUGCUCUCUGAAAUCCGUCAACCCGUGGUGGUGGUGGCCAUUGUGGGACUGUACCGCACGGGCAAGUCCUACCUCAUGAACAAACUAGCUGGCAAAAACUCAGGUUUUGCCUUGGGCUCUACGGUGCAAGCGAACACCAAGGGAAUCUGGAUGUGGUGCGUCCCCUACCCUGAGAGGCCUAACCAAACCCUUGUCCUUCUGGAUACCGAGGGACUAGGUGAUGUGGAAAAGGGCGAUUCUCAGAAUGAUUCCUGGAUCUUUGCUUUGGCUGUGCUCCUUAGCAGUACCCUGGUCUACAACAGUAUGGGCACCAUUGACCAGAUGGCUAUGAACCAGCUUCACUAUGUGACAGAGCUGACUGAAUGCAUCAAGUCAAAGUCAUCAACCAGGAAUGAUAGUAAUAGACUGGAAGACUCGGCUGACUUUGUUCGCUUCUUCCCGACCUUCAUCUGGGCCUUGCGGGAUUUCACGUUGCAGCUGGAGAUAAACGGGCACCCAAUCACCGAGGACGAUUAUCUGGAAAAUUCCUUGAAAUUAAAAAAAGGUGACCCCCGUGAAACAGAGCUGUUCAACCUGCCUCGCAAAUGCAUCCGGACGUUCUUCCCCACCCGAAAAUGUUUUGUCUUUGAGCGCCCAACUAAGGGGAAGAACCUGCAUAAACUGGAGCAGAUGCAAGAGAGUGAGCUGGACUCCGACUUCGUGGAACAAGCAGCUCUGUUCUGCCGUUACGUCUACUGGACGUCCAAGGAAAAGACCAUCCCAGGCGGGCAUGUUGUCACUGGCCACCUGCUGGCAAAGCUGGUGGAGACCUAUGUGGAGACCAUCCGCAGCGGGCAGGUGCCUUGCAUGGAGAAUGCAGUGCUGGCCUUGGCUGAGAUUGAGAACACGGCUGCUGUGAAUGACGCUGUUGCUCGCUACGAGGAGCUGAUGAAGCAGAAGGCGAAGCUGCCCACAGCCACUGUCGAGGAGCUACUGAGGAUUCACGCUGAGUGUGAGAAGGAAGCCCUCCAGGUGUUCAUGGCUCGUGCCUUCAAGGAUGAAUCACGUCAAUUCCAGGUUCAGCUCAUGAAAACCCUGGAUCAGAAGAAGGAGGAGUACUGCCACAAGAAUGAGCAGGAAUCCACAACACUCUGUUGGGCUGUGUUGACAUCGCUGUCUCAGGAGUUGGAAAACAACAUCAAGAAGGGAAUUUACUCCCAGCCUGGUGGCCACCAGGUCUUUGUGGAUGACCUGAAGAAACUGGAACAAAGAUACCAGCAGGAACCUAAAAAAGGCGUAAAGGCUGAGUCCGUCCUGCAGCAGUUCCUUUGCGACAAGGAGCAUGUAGGCAGAGCCAUUCUUCAAAGCGACCAAGCCCUCACAAGUAAAGAGAAGGAAAUGGCAGAGGCCGAGGCCAAAGCUGAGGCAGCGGAGCGAGAGCGGGACCUUCAGAAGCAGCAGCAGGCUGUGCUAGAACAGAAGAUGGAGGAUCAGCAACGGAGUUAUGAGUUGAACUUAAGACAGCUGGAGGAGAAGAUGGUGAUAGAACGGAACAAACUGUUGGCAGAGCAGCAGCAGAUGAUGGAGAGCAAACUCAGGGAACAAGAUGCUUUUCUGAAGGAGGGAUUCAAGAAGGAAGCUGACCGACUGAAUGGGGAGGUUCAGAAACUGAAGCAACAAAAUGAAACCAUCAGGAAGCCAGGUUUUAUUGGCUCAGCACUGGGGUUUCUGGCGGAUGGUGUCUCAGCGGUGUUGCCAGGUGCCUUAGGCAAAGCUGCUAAUGCAGUUGGUAACUUCCUCAGGAAAAUCUUUUAAACCAGUAGGAACAGGGCCUUGUCCACAGCCCUUCCGUUCUCCUGCCCUGGCAAUGUGCGUUUGCUUUGGUUAGCUUAGUUUCUUCCACAGUAUUAAUUUUGUUAUGACAUAGUAUUAUUGGCAAUUGCGAUUAGGAUCCUGGGGUGCAAUGAGAACUGCACUCACAUUGCUGCUGCUCAUGUAUGUGUUAUGUGUUGCCGGGAAUGGUGAGGUGUGUGCAUUUCACACCAGUUUUGAAAUCUGCCCUGACUGCCAGUCAACUAGUGGGCCCAGUUCAAGACAAUAGUACUACUGUACAAAACCCUAAGCAGGAUCCAUGUGCUUGGAGGACCACCUCCCCAAUGCUGACCAUCCCCGCAAGGCUUUGCUCAUGGUCCCCUCAUCACCUACCACAUAUUGCAGGGUCCUUUCGGUAAUGGCACCCUGGCUCUGGAGACCAGUCUUUUGGGGGUAUUGGCAAGUGCUCAAUUUGCUUUUGUCUGAUGGUAUUGAUUACUUUACUGUAUUUUAUUGCAUAUGUACUGUAACCCUUGUUGAUGUAUUACCAUUUUGCUUCAAUCCUGGGCUGGAUUCUGUUUACACUCCAGCUUAAAAGUGACCAAUGCCAUAUGGACCUUGGGAUAACUGUAAAAUUAAUAAAUAUGAAUGAACAGGUCUAAAA